Molecule: messenger RNA, 1693 nt
Organism: Tupaia belangeri chinensis (Chinese tree shrew)
Lineage: Eukaryota; Metazoa; Chordata; Mammalia; Scandentia; Tupaiidae
Gene: SERINC2
Product: serine incorporator 2
Cellular component (GO): membrane
Source: RefSeq, a predicted model, not a curated record
UCUGUGAGCCCCAACUCCACCGUGAGCCGCCUCAUCUUCACGGCCUUCCUCUUCCUGGGCGUGCUGGUGUCCGUCAUCAUGCUGACCCCCGGCGUGGAGAGCCAGCUGCACAAGCUGCCCUGGGUGUGCGACGAGGGCACCAAGACCCCUGCCGUCCUGCAGGGCCACAUCGACUGUGGCUCCCUGCUGGGCCACCGCGCGGUCUACCGCAUGUGCUUCGCCACCGCGGCCUUCUUCUUCCUCUUCUCUCUGCUCAUGCUCUGUGUGCGCAGCAGCCGGGACCCCCGGGCCGCCAUCCAGAACGGGUUUUGGUUCUUUAAGUUCCUGGUCCUCUUGGGCAUCACCGUGGGAGCCUUCUACAUCCCCGACGGCUCCUUCUCCAACAUCUGGUUCUACGUCGGUGCGGCCGGCUCCUUCCUCUUCAUCCUCAUCCAGCUGGUGUUGCUCAUCGACUUCGCGCACUCCUGGAACCAGCAGUGGCUGGCCUCUUCUUCUUCACGCUGCUCUUCUACUCGCUGGCCAUCGGGGCUGUGGCGCUGCUCUUCCUCUUCUACACGCAGCCGGGCGCCUGCCACGAGGGCAAGGCCUUCAUCAGCCUCAACCUCACGCUCUGCGUCUGCGUCUCCAUCGUCGCUGUCCUCCCCAAGGUCCAGGGUGCCCAGCCCAACUCGGGCCUGCUGCAGGCCUCUGUCGUCACGCUCUACACCAUGUUCGUCACCUGGUCGGCCCUGUCCAAUGUCCCCGAUCAGAAAUGCAACCCCCACCUGCUGACCCACCUUAACGCGACGGUCCCCGAGGGCUACGAGACGCAGUGGUGGGACGCCCCAAGUAUCGUGGGGCUCAUAGUCUUCAUCCUCUGCACCUUCUUCAUCAGUGUGCGCGCCUCCGACCACCGGCAGGUGAACCGCCUGAUGCAGACGGAGGAGUGCACGGCCACGCUCGAGGCCUCCCAGCAGCAGGCGGUGGCCUGUGAGGGCCGGGCCUUCGACAACGAGCAGGAGGGCGUCACCUACAGCUACUCCUUCUUCCACUUCUGCCUGCUGCUGGCCUCCCUGCACGUCAUGAUGACGCUCACCAACUGGUACAGACCCGGCGCGACGGGGAGGAUGGUCAGCACGUGGCCCGCCGUGUGGGUGAAAAUCUGUGCCAGUUGGGGGGGCCUGCUGCUCUACCUGUGGACCCUGGUGGCCCCCCUUCUCCUGCCCAACCGCGACUUCAGCUGAGGCCCUGCCCACUGGUGCUGCGGGGCUCCAUGACAGCCCAUCCCUGCCCCCGGCCCACCUGCCAGGCCGAGCCCCAUCCCGCCCCACGCCCCACCUUCGGGGCUCGCCUCUGUGUGGACCCCUCUUAGUGCCUUGAGGGUCCAAGGAGUGUCAGGCAAGGCCUGAGGCUCCUCGCCCCCACCCCAUGCCCCAGACACGUCCAGACCAGGAGCUGCAGCUUCCUCCCCCUCCCCCAUUGCCCACACUCACCCUCUUGGGGAAAAGGGCCCCCUUGUCAGGCUUCCCAGGAGCCAGGGCAUGGGAGUGGGCUGGUCAGAGCUACUCCCGGGUGCUCAGCAGGCAGGACGCCCACGAGGCCCAGGGACUCCUGCCCGUCCCAGGGCCCCCUCCCAGGGGCCCGCCCUGGCCCCCGUGCCUUACAGUCUCCAAGGUUUUCUUAAUAAAUCUGUGCCUUCCGUGUUCUGAGCUCA